GCAAACGCACACGCACAAUGUUCAAGCCACUUUAAUUGGGGAUUUGAGGCUCUCUUCGUUCUCACUGCGAUCAGCUAAAAAUAUCGCGGCGGAGAGCGUCACAGAACCGAACCGGCCUGCGUUGGCGCUGCUCGUUCUAGGGGGACUGGGGGACGGCUUCUUGAGUCCAGACGCUGGUCACGCUAAUACAGUAUGUGGCGCACUUGUUGCCAAAGAGCUUCAUCGCGCUGCGGGUCAAGCGAUGAUAGAAGAGGAAGUCGGAAAGUAGAGAGCAGGACUUGACUAAAGAUUGGUUUUUGCUUUGAGCAACAUGCCAGCAGCUGGACGUAGAAGUCAGAAGGCACCAAGACCGAAAGAGGCGAUGAUGCUAAAGGGGAUGCUAAUAAGGGGGCUAACACAAGACCACCAGACCCAAGAGUGACUACUACUUCACUGCCGCUGGUUAUGAUCCUCUGCGCUCAGGCACUGACAAGAAAGGGCGCAAGAUGUUUGUGGAGUCUGUGGUUCGAUGGGCGGCAUGGGGCAUCCUGCUUCAGGCGGGAACGCCCGUCUCUGCGGGAAGUUGCCCUCCUCGUUGUUCGUGUCGGCCUGAUGCGAAGGAAGUCAUCUGCUCGGGCAAACAUUUGAACUCAAUCCCCGAGGGCUUUUCCAGCGAUGCAAGCCGUGUGGAUUUAUCAUACAACAGGAUUCGGACAGUGGGGCGUCGACAGUUUUCUGGCCUCCACGAACUCCGAGAUCUGGAUCUCAGUGAGAAUUUGAUCUCUAUGAUCGAGGUCGAAGCUUUUCAGGGACUACAAAAUCUCAGGACGCUUCGAAUUAAAAACAAUCGACUCAAGAUCCUCCCCGUUGGGGUUUUCUCUGGCCUGUCUGGUCUCCGUUUUCUGGAUCUGAGCCAGAAUGAGAUUCUGGUCUUCCUGGACUACACCUUCAGAGAGACAGUGAACCUACGGACGCUUGACGCCGACGAGAAUGACUUGGUGUUCAUCUCUCAGCGAGCAUUCUUUGGUUUGCAGAGCUUGCAAGAGCUCCAUAUCGACCGCAGCAAUUUGACAUCCAUUCCGACUGAGGCGCUGUCUCAGCUCCAGAGCCUCACGUACCUUCGCAUGGUCCGCCUCACUAUUUCCACGCUGCCUAACAACGCUUUCCGCCGCUUGCAUGGACUACGCACCCUCAUCCUGGCAAACUGGCCCUCCCUUGACAAGGUCGCCAGCAACAGCCUAAUUGGACUCAACCUGACCGCUCUGGUCAUCAGCAGCUGCAAUCUCAGUGCGGUGCCAUAUUCGGCUCUGCGUCACCUUGUCUACCUUCGCUUCCUGGACCUGUCCUAUAACUCCAUCACUGUUGUUCAAGGUAAUCUGUUGCGGGAAUUACUUAGACUCCAAGAGUUACACCUAGCUGGGGCCAACCUGCUGCGAAUAGAGUCUGGGGCCUUCAAGGGCCUUGCCUCUCUCCGCAUACUCAACUUGACAUCCAACCAGCUAUCAACUUUGGAGGAGAGCACCUUACACUCAGUGGGGAAUCUCCAGGUGCUGAGACUGGACGGGAAUCCCCUGUCCUGCGACUGCCGCCUGCUCUGGGUGGUCCGUCGGCGAUUACGCCUCAACUUUGACGGACAUCAGCCAACGUGCUCGUCCCCCGACACAGUAAAGCAGCGCGAAUUCAGAGACUUUUCUGAAAAGGAACUGCCAAGGCUGUUCACCUGCCGGUCUGCUCGGAUCCUGGACCGAAGGCCGCAGGAGGUCAGGGUGGAGGAGGGCACCACCGUUCACUUCUCCUGCAAGGCUGAUGGGGAUCCUGCUCCGUUCAUCACUUGGAUCUCAUCUCACAAGAAUGUGGUUUCUCCGGUGGGAAGAAUCAGAGUUUUACCCAACGGUACGCUGGAGGUACGGUUUGCGCAGGUUCACGACAGCGGCACCUAUCAGUGCCUCGCGAGCAACGCUGCCGGCAAUGACAGCAUUAGGGUCGGCCUUUAUGUGAAGGGGGGCCAGCGCAACAGAACCGUCCCCUUCUUCACAGAGGAGGACUGGGUGGAGCCCCUGAUUCCCCAAGCCACCAACUCCUCAGCCCAACAGGCAAAGCCCUACCCCUUUGACGCCAAGACGCUGAUCAUCGCCACCACCAUGGGCUUCCUGUCCUUCCUCAGCUCGGUAGCCAUCUGCUUCAUCUUCAUGUUCUUUUGGAGCCAAAGCAAAGGCCAGAUCAAGCACACUGCCACCAUCGACUUUGUUCCUCGCUCCUCCAUGGGCGGCGGAGGGGACGGCGGGGACGGAGGGAGGUUCACUAUGAAACUCAUUUAAACCCAACAAAGCAUGACUUUUGUGAGAACCGCUCAGAUGUGCCUCUGAGACAGUUUCUUGGAUUUGUCCUAACUUUGGCGCAGGGGUUCUCAUGGUCCUAACCCAACCCUAACAUUUUGGGUCUAGGGACCCCUUUACAGGGAGACAUUUUUUUCAAAGGACUCACCUCAUAAACUUAACACCAAAUAAAGACCCUGUAAAUCUAUAAGAAAUAAAGAAUUUCCCACUUUUAAGAAAAACAACUGUUAUAAAACUUAUUUUCUUUGAAGAAUAGGACUUUGUUGCUGUAAAAUAAUUGAUGUGAUGACAUGUCACAAUCAUACCAAACCUUUUAAUUGGACCAAAGCUGAGGUACCAGUAAUUUAUUAUGUAAUUUUAUUUGUCCAGUAUGAUGGGACACAAUAAUGUAUUGCAAAAUAACUUUGUGGACCCCCCAAAUUAUGGCUCACGGACCCCCGUUUGAGAACGGCUGCUUUCGGGCCAUCUUUCAUCAUAACUAAUGACCGUGCUCACUGCGGCAUUCUUAAUUGUUGUCACAGACAUUAAAACAGGUUCAAAUGCGGCUUCUGGCUCAUCAAAACCUUUCAAGUGCUUGUUUGAAGAUCCUUUUUGUGAAGUUUUCAUUGCCAACACGAGUAGGCACGCUCACUGUGAACACCAGUCAGAUAAAAGCAAUAAAUACUGUCGGUGGAGUAGAUUACUAGUUCUGAAGUAGCAGCUACGAUGCUUAUUCAUGUACUGUACAUAGAAAUGUGCCCUUUACCAUUUGACGCUCAAUCAGGUUUGUCAGGAUCUUUUAUUACUUUAUUUAUGACAUGUGUAUGUUUUUAUUAAGCAGGAAACCAUUUUGCUCCUCUUUUUUUUUUUGUGUACCUGCGACACACUGGAGAACAUGUGCCUCACUAACUUCUUUUUUGGUGAUACGCUACUGGGCGUCUUGUAAAUAUUUAGGUCAAGGACGUUUGUGUCUGUGCGCUUGGUUACUUUGUGUUUGUCUUCGAACAUAAUUGCCCAAGUAUUUUUUAAUUUGCUUGCAUAGUAACGAUAAAAAAAGCUAACUUGUUUGCUGUUUUUCUUCUUUUAGUCUGUAGAUUUUCGGGUCAUCUGCAAUCUCCAAGGUUGAAUCGAGGCAAAGAGACUCCUGUUUGUUGAACAAUUUCAUCUUUUUUUCUGAUAGUGUUAAAAAAAUGACUUGGGGAAUGAUGCUAUUGGCUUAAGUUUCUGUCAUUAGUCUCACAAUUAUUUUU
Syngnathoides biaculeatus (alligator pipefish) is the source of this 3544-nucleotide messenger RNA. RefSeq names its product leucine rich repeat and Ig domain containing 4b (gene lingo4b). The transcript is spliced from 3 exons. The record is from RefSeq and is a predicted model, not a curated record. Gene Ontology annotation, molecular function: protein binding. Bases 486 to 2297 code for a protein of 603 amino acids. Lineage: Eukaryota; Metazoa; Chordata; Actinopteri; Syngnathiformes; Syngnathidae.